AUGGCUGUGUAUUUUGACCAUCGCAUUGAAGCUCCAGAUCCUGCAGCGUCGCCGUCCAUCAUCUCCUGGCAUAGUCUUCACACUCUGCUGGCUGUGGGUUCGGUCAGCCCAUCUUCUGGGGGUUGUGUGGACAUCUUUGGUGAACUGGGCGACCAUGUGAGUGGUUCACACGUUGAAAGGUCCUACCAGCCGACCCUCCUGAGCUGGCAUCCGACUAAAAAGUUACUUGCCGUGGGGUGGGCACUUGGAGAAGUCUUAAUUGUAAAUGAGCCAGACAAAGAGCAUCACGCCGUAGCGUCGCCGCACAGCACGGAGAUCACGUUGCUGGAGUGGAGCAGUAACAACAGCUGUCUCAUUUCAGGAGACCUCAAUGGCUCACUUGUUAUGUGGAGACUGGACCAGCGAGGUCGCGUUCAGGGAGCGCCAUUACUGAAGCUGGAGUACCGCAAGCCUUUAACUCACUGCCUUUUCAAACCAGCGGCUCCUGAAGAGGAUAUGGCCCAGCUGGCUAAAGCUGCAGUGAGCGGGGAUGAAAAGGCGUUGGAUAUGUUUAAUUGGAAAAUGAAGGCAGCCACCCAACAGGAGUUCUCCUUCUUCGUCAGCACAGCAGAUGGUUCUAUACACUGGGUGAACGAACAGGCAAAGACCAGCCAGAUAAUAGGAAUGGACAGUCCUGCACGGAGGCUGCUCUUCUUGGAGAAGAAAUCCGUCCUAGUGGUGGUGACUGAGAAUUUCCUGCUCUCGCAAUUCUUUCUGGGUCCAGAAGGAGACGCUGAAGAGUUAUCUAAGGUGAAGCUGACUGGGAGGACUGGUAAAACAGCUGACAUUAUCUGCAUCAGUAACUGCUUACUGAUUACCGCGACAGGAGAAAGUGUCAUCAGAUUCUGGGAUCUUGAGCGAGAUGACAAUUAUGUGCUGUUCCUGGAUGAACAAUUGGGAUUCGAAGCAGAAGAAACCAUAAACUGUAUUUCUUACUGUCCGGCAAAAGGAAUUCUGGCAGCUGGAACUAGUAAGGGCAAGGUGGCUAUGUGGAGCAAAGUCACUGAUGGGCGAAAGUCUUUAAGUAACAGAAGGAAAGAUGGCUGGAAGCUUAACACCCCAACAGAAUUGGAGGGUGACAUCGCACAGAUCAAAUGGGGGUCAUCCAAGAAUCUAUUAGCAGUGAACAACCUCAGCUCGGUGCUGGUCCUCAGCGAGCAUGUCAUGUCCUCUCAUUUCCAUCAACAAGUUGCUGCAAUUCAGGUGGCGCCAUCUCAGCUCAGCCUGACCUACUUCAGUACCGGAGCCCGCCACAGCUUGAAGACGGACAUGUACAUAAAAGGGGUCUUUGUCACUAAGGAUUCUGUUGCAGUAUGGAAUGGCAAAUUGGUGACCGUCUAUGAACUUAGUGGACCCACUCUUAAAAAUUCAGGUUCCUUCGCCAGCGAUUCUCCUGUGUUGGCAAUUCAUGACGAGAACAUCUACACUGUGGAGCCUGGCAGAGUCCAAAUUCGUACAUUGCAGGGGACGGUCAAGCAGUUGCUUCCAUUCUCUGUGGCAGAAGGAAACCCAUGCAUGCUGGACAUAUGCGGUACUUUCUUAGUGGUGGCCACUGAUGCCGCCCACUUCAAGCUUUUCGACCUUUCUAGGAGGGAGGCCAAAGCCCACAGCAAUUGUAAGAACCUCUCUGAACUAGUGCCAGGACUGGGCAGCAUUGUGUCUAUCAGGUGCAAUGCCAAUGGCAGUAAAGUCAGCAUCCUCGCCAACAGGGCUGACGGUCACCUAGACUCCAAAAUGUACUUCUACGAUGUUGACCUGGACACCAUGUCGUUCUUUGACUUCUGGACUGGCCAGGCUGAUCAACAGGAUUCUCCAUCCAAUAUGGACACGAACCUUCCGGAGAAUAUAAAACUCCUUGACCGCAUCCCGAUCAGUCAUUUCUGGGAUCAAAGUGAGCCACGGUUACUAGUAUGCGAGGCAAUGCUGGCUGUCCCAAAUUCAGUGCACCCAUCACCAAAUCGCAACCAGCUUGUGGAGGUUCCUCAUGGAAAGGAGGACGUGCUAGUUAUGUCAUUUUUCAGCACCCAGGAGCAUGGACUACUACUUCAGGAAAGCUUUCCACGACCGAUCUCUUUCCAGUCCCUUCUCGGUAUUGAGGUCCCACAUUAUUAUUUCACAAGAAGGCCUGGGGAAGAUGAAGACCAAGCUGAAAGUCCAGAAGUGGGCACACCACAGAUCCCCAAUAUGGUGGCCAAGAAGCCCCUGCGAGAUUUCAUUGGACUGGAGGACUGUGAGAAGGCAACACGAGAUGCCUUGCUGAACUUCAGCUUCUACCUCACUGUAGGAGACAUGGAUGAAGCCUUCAAGUCCAUCAAGCUCAUAAAGAGUGAAACCGUCUGGGAAAACAUGGCACGCAUGUGCGUCAAGACAAGAAGACUGGAUGUCGCCAAAGUAUGCCUGGGAAAAAUGGGCCACGCCAGGGGUGCCAAAGCGCUACGGGAGGCAGAGCAAGAGCCGGAGAUAGAAGCCAGAGUGGCCAUGUUGGCGAUACAGCUUGGAAUGAUGGAAGACGCAGAGCAGCUAUACAAAACCUGCAACCGUUACGAUCUGCUGAAUAAACUGUACCAGGCUUGGGGUCAAUGGCAGAAAGCUAUCGAGACUGCGGAAAACCAUGACCGAGUCCACCUGAGAACCACCUAUUAUCACUAUGCAAAGCACUUGGAAGCUAUGGGAGACCGCAGUGUAUCACUCAACUAUUAUGAGAAGUCGGACACCCAUCGUUUUGAAGUUCCACGGAUGCUACUGGAAAACCCACAGAACUUGGAGACCUACAUCAAUAACAAGAAAGACAAAAUUCUCUGGAAAUGGUGGGCUCAGUACCUGGAGAGCCAGUCGGACCUAGAUACUGCUCUCAAAUAUUAUGAGCUGGCACAAGACUACCUGUCUCUGGUGCGAGUGCACUGCUACCUGCGUAACAUUCAGAAGGCUGCAGAAAUCGCCAAUGAGACUGGUAACUUAGCGGCUUCCUACCACCUGGCACGACAGUACGAAAGCCAAGGGGAUCUCAAACAGGCAGUGCAUUUCUAUACCAGAGCCCAGGCUUAUAAUAACGCCAUCAGGCUGUGCAAGGAAAAUAACCUGGAUGACCAACUCAUGAACCUGGCAUUGCUGAGCACCCCAGAGGAUAUGAUGGAUGCUGCUCGCUAUUAUGAAGAGAAGGCAGAGCAAAUGGACAGAGCUGUCAUGCUGUACCACAAGUCAGGUCAUCUGUCCAAGGCAUUGGAGUUGGCGUUUGCUACUGAACAGUUUGGAGCUCUUCAGCUAAUAGCUGAGGACCUAGAUGAGAAGUCUGACCCGGCCCUCCUUGCACGCUGCUCUGAUUUCUUCAUCCAGCACAACCAGUUUGAGAAGGCUGUGGAAUUACUACUGGCAGCUAAAAAGUACUACGAUGCCCUGCAGCUGUGCCUGGAGCAGAAUCUCAUCAUCACAGAGGAUAUGGCAGAAAAGAUGACCGUAUCCAAAAACUCCAAGGAGCUUAGCGAGGAAGCAAGACGGGAACUUCUCGAACGCAUUGCUGACUGUUGCAUGCGACAAGGGAAUUAUCAUCUUGCAACCAAGAAAUACACUCAGGCUGGGAACAAGAUGAAGGCCAUGAGGUCCUUAUUGAAGUCGGGUGACACUGAGAAGAUUGUGUUCUUUGCCGGAGUCUCCCGACAGAAAGAAAUCUACAUAAUGGCCGCCAAUUAUCUGCAGUCUCUGGAUUGGCGGCAAGAUCCCCAUAUUGUCAAUAACAUCAUUAACUUCUACACCAAGGGAAGAGCCCUUGACCUUCUGGCUGGUUUCUACGAUGCUUGCGCUCAGGUGGAGAUUGACGAAUAUCAGAAUUAUGAGAAGGCCAUGGGGGCACUGACUGAGGCGUACAAGUGUUUGUCCAAAGCCAAAAUGCGAAGCCCAGAGGAGCAGGAACGACGCUUGUCUGAUAUGCAGAACAAGGUUACUCUGGUCAAGAGGUUCAUCCAGGCUCGGAGAGCAUACACCGCAGACAAGCAAGAAGCCAUCAGACAGUGCGAGCUGCUGCUGGAAGAGCCGGAUUUGGAGAGUGCGGUCCGCAUUGGCGAUGUGUACGGGUUUCUGGUAGAACAUCACACACAGCAAGGAGACUUUCAGAAGGCGUAUCGGUGCCUAGAAGAAAUGAGAUCCAAGACGCCCUCAGCCAAUCUCAGCUACUACGUGUCGCAGAGCACAGUGGAGGCCGUGUAUCGCGCCCUCUCCAUCCCACUCGCACACCAGUCUACUGAGCACGUGCGACACAACAGCGUAGAAGACAGCGAGGAGGUGGAGGAAGCGCCCGACAUAGAUUAUGAUGGUUAACCCUUUUCAGGUCACACUUUUUUUAUUUUGCACAUUUGACAUGUAUCCUUAAAAACUUUGGCGGCCUUUGCAGCAAAUCUCCCAUUACUGCUGCCUAACAUAGAGUCUGAAAUAUGACUAAUGGUGUAUUGUCCUAUAAAGCACUGGGGUCGUGGCAUGCAGUUAUACGGUGAGGGGUAUGUAUACUUCUGCAACCAUUUUUUUUAUUUCUACAAUACAUAAUAUUUUUUUUUUAAUGAAGAACUUUUGCGAAUACCGAUCCUAUGCGGACCCGUGUGUCUCCAUAACAUCCUACCUGCAAACUGUGCACGUAGUCUGGUCCUGCAAUUGUAUGUUAGUCCUUUAUCUUCUUGCUAACCUGCAGACAGUAGAAGAGGGGGUAGAUGGAAGAGAGUAACAGAUUCUGUUACCAUGAAGACACAGAGCCCUGCAACGGAGCUGUAUACGCAGAAUGGUAGGAGAUUUUUUAUAAUACAUACAUUGAAG
Molecule: messenger RNA, 4836 nt
Organism: Bufo bufo (common toad)
Lineage: Eukaryota; Metazoa; Chordata; Amphibia; Anura; Bufonidae
Gene: IFT140
Product: intraflagellar transport 140
Biological process (GO): intraciliary retrograde transport
Cellular component (GO): intraciliary transport particle A; ciliary basal body; axoneme
Molecular function (GO): protein binding
Source: RefSeq, a predicted model, not a curated record